This is a messenger RNA of Microcebus murinus (gray mouse lemur), 3316 nucleotides long. It is a transcript of the gene STOX1, whose product is annotated as storkhead box 1. The record is from RefSeq and is a predicted model, not a curated record. Gene Ontology annotation, molecular function: RNA polymerase II transcription regulatory region sequence-specific DNA binding. Gene Ontology annotation, cellular component: nucleus; cytoplasm. Gene Ontology annotation, biological process: regulation of transcription by RNA polymerase II. Lineage: Eukaryota; Metazoa; Chordata; Mammalia; Primates; Cheirogaleidae.
AUGGCCCGGCCCGUGCAGCUGGCCCCGGGCUCGCUGGCGCUGGUGCUGUGCCGGCUGGAGGCGCAGAAGGCCGCGCGGGGCGCGGAGGAGCCGGGCGGGCGCGCCGUGUUCCGCGCCUUCCGCCGCGCCAACGCGCGCUGCUUCUGGAACGCGCGGCUGGCGCGCGCCGCCUCGCGGCUGGCCUUCCAGGGCUGGCUGCGGCGCGGGGUGCUGCUGGUGCAGGCGCCCCCCGCCUGUCUGCAGGUGCUGCGGGACGCCUGGCGGCGCCGGGCGCUGCGCCCGCCGCGCGGCUUCUGCAUCAGGGCGGUGGGUGAUGUCUUUCCAGUGCAAAUGAAUCCAAUAGCUCAAUCUCAGUUUGUACCUUUGGCUGAAGUUCUUUGCUGUGCCAUAUCUGAUAUGAAUGUGGCUCAGACUGUGGUAACACAGGAAUCACUUUUGGAGCAUUUGAUGAAACAUUAUGCAGGCAUUGCAAUUCCAUCUCGAGAUAUUCUCUACACUACUCUGGGAACUCUGAUUAAAGAAAGGAAGAUUUAUCACACCGGAGAAGGAUACUUCAUAGUCACCCCUCAGACUUACUUCAUUACAAACACAACCACCCAGGAAAAUAAGAGAGUCUUCCUAUCAGAAGAAAGUCGCCCAAUGCCAACUUCCAUGACAUAUCUGGUGAGCGUGGAGAGCUGCACAGAGUCAACCCAAGAGAAUGCUGUCCCCAUUUCCCAUUGUCAGUCUUGUCGGUGUUGCCCUGACACAUGCACCCAGGAUGUUCAGGAACCACCAGGUGCCGCAGAAGUGACUAGAAAAGGCCAGAAACGUCUUGGGGAAUUCAAACCUUGGGCACAGAAUGGGGCAGUUUCAGCGUCUGAGGAGAAUCACGUCUGUGAGAGCACCAAACCUUUACUGUACACGAGAGACAGAGAAAAAAGCAAGAAGUUUGGUUUUAGUUUCUUGUGGCGUGGCAUAUCCAGAAAGGAAAAACCCAAAACAGAACACAGCAGUUUCUCUGCUCAGUUCCCACCUGAAGAAUGGCCUGUGCGAGAUGAGGAUAACUUGGACAAUAUCCCUCGAGAUGUUGAACAUGAGAUUAUCAAACGAAUUAACCCCAUUCUGACUGUUGACAACUUAACCAAACACACCGUCCUAAUGCAAAAAUAUGAAGAACAGAAAAAAUACAAUAGCCAGGGCACUUCCACUGAUAUGCUGACAAUCAGGCAUAACUAUCCUUCAAAAGAGGGAGUUAAGAAAAGGCAGGGUCGGUCUGCAAAGACUCGAGGGCGGGGCCGUUCUCAUAGGGAUAGACACAAAGCCAGGAAUCAGGGAAGUGAACUUCAGCCAGGAAGCAUUAAACUGGAAAAACACCCUAAGCUCCCUGCUACACAGCCCGCCCCUAGAACCAAAAGCCCUAAUGAAGCAGUAGUUCAGAAACCACUUGGUGAGAAUCUAGCAGUGCUAGGUUCCCAUUUGAUUUAUAAAAAGCGAAUCAGUAAUCCUUUCCAGGGUUUGUCUCACCGAAGAAGCCUAAUAACCAAAGGGCACAACAUUCACAAGACUAGUGAUCUAAAACUCACUCAGGCUGGACCAAAGGAAAAAUCUUUCCAAAGGUCAAGGUCUUUAGAUUCCUCAAGAACCUUUGAUGGUGAAGCCAGACAGCCAUAUGCUGAACAAUGUAAUGAUAAAUUUAAAGCAGAAUCCGUUUUUAUGAAUCGCUCUACUGUCAAACCCGUAAGUGAUGAUGACUUCAGAGAUCACCUCUUAAAUUACCCUCAACGUACUGUUUUCCAAAAUAAUGGUAAACGCUGUUCCUUUAGGGAAACCAUGUUGAGAUAUGAGGUGUGUGAUGGAGAAAAUGAGGUAAUCCCUGAAGUCUUGAGGGACUUUGACAAAUUAGGAGAGACCAAAGAAACACUAUAUAGCCUGUCAUCACAAGGUUCCUCGACUUUAGACCAAACAUCCUCUGCUUGCAGGUUAAUUGAUAAGACAAUACACCAGUUUCAAAAUCUUAGCCUUUUGGAUUACCCACUUGGUGUGAACCAUUUGAGACAACCUGAGAGACAAGACAGAGACUCAGAAGAAUUAAUGAGAAAGGCAUUUGUCCAGGAUGCAGAGACAGAGAGUCUAAAAAAUGAAGGGCUUUCUGAUGAAGACCAGGCCUUAUAUCAGAAUGAAGUGGAAGAUGAUGACGGUGCCUGCAGCUCAUUAUAUCUAGAGGAGGAUGACUUCUCUGAGAAUGAUGACUUAUCUCAAAUGCUGCCUGGCCACAUUCAGUAUUCCUUUACAGGUGAGAGCAAGGGGAAUCAUUUAGGAAAACAAAAAGUGACUGAGAGAUCUCUGACUGAGUACAAUAGCAAAAUGGAUAGGUUUGAGCCUCAGAUGCUUAAAAGAAAUGAAUGUUACAAACCUGCUAGGUUGCUCAGUAACCCAGGGGAAAGCCAAAAACCUAAUUUCUCUGCUGAAAGCUGUGGCCUAAAUUCAGGGACCCGAUUUGGUUUUAACUAUGAAGAAGAACCCAGUGUGGCUACAUGCGUCCCAGCCUCAGCAGCUGAUGGAAGUGUAUUUGAUUACCAUAGCACACGAAAAGCCAGUUCUGAAGCUGAACCCCUACAGGACUCUGUUGGUGACACAGAAAGGAAACCAGCUAGCUGGAAUCAGAGUCCUCAGAAUCAGGAAAUGAGAAAACAUCUCACUCAAAAGUUGGAACUUUUCAGCACUUCACAUAUACCAGUGUUGGCUCAGAAUAUCCAACAUGAACACAGUCACUUGGAAGGAACAGAAAAUCAUAGCAUGGCAGGAGAUAGCGGGAUAGAUUCUCCACGGACACAAAGUCUGACAUCCAAUAAUUCAGUCAUUUUGGAUGGGAUUGAAAAGAAGACAGAAUUUUCUGCAGAACUUUGAAGGCACAAAGAGCAGUCAAACACUCACAUCCAAUUCCUUAUUACAACUAACUCCAGUCAUUAAUGUUUAAUUUUCUUUUGGAAAAUUUUUUUUUGUAAAAAUGUACAGCAUUACUAUAGACUCUUUCAAUCAACUAUUAUAAGAAUCUUCAAAAGCUAAGUAUAAAUAUGCAAUUAACCUUACUACAUAGUUUGUUCUAAUUAUUGCCUUUUUUCCUUUUUUGGUAUUUUAAAGUUUUUUUUUUUUUUUUUUUUAAUGAAUGAGGCAAUUUAUUAACCCAGCAUCAUUUGUUCUAAUGCUUCUUGUUGGCAGCUGCCACCUGUCCGGCGAUUCUGUCCAGGGUAUUUUAAAGCUUUUUAAAGCUUAUUUUACUAUGAAUUUAUUGGGAAUAUGUAGAUUGUUUGCAAUAAAAAACAUGUAAUCAUUA